This is a messenger RNA of Pezoporus flaviventris, 6479 nucleotides long. It is a transcript of the gene ZBTB38, whose product is annotated as zinc finger and BTB domain containing 38. The record is from RefSeq and is a predicted model, not a curated record. Gene Ontology annotation, biological process: regulation of immune system process; regulation of cytokine production; negative regulation of transcription by RNA polymerase II. Lineage: Eukaryota; Metazoa; Chordata; Aves; Psittaciformes; Psittacidae. The coding region runs from base 546 to 4124 and encodes 1192 amino acids. Gene Ontology annotation, molecular function: protein binding. The transcript is spliced from 3 exons.
CGUCGAAUCUAUUUUUAACUCUUACGCAGUCCACGUUGUGCAAUGGGCUUUGGUUGUUGAGUUUAUAUUUUCAGCUGUGAUAUCAAUAGGCUGAUUUUCAGUAAAUGUGACAAGUGGCCUUUGCAGUGGUCAGCUCCAAGCUUUGAACCCUCUGAGGAGGAGGAAAAAAAAACAAACAACCUUGUGUUGCAGUUUCGGGAAACCUUGGAUCGAGGACGUUGGUGUUUUGUUUUUUUUUUUCCCCACUCCUGCUUUCCCUAUUGAUAAACUCGGCUCUCCUGAUCAUGGUCUAUUUGAGCUGCUUCCCAUCUGAUUUUUCACAACUGCUUCAAAAAAAUUACCAAGACGACCAAGAAUAGAACUUAUCUCCAUUGCUUUACAUAAAAAUGGCUGGGUGCACUGCCAUGCUAACACUGCUCUAAGUGAUACAUGCAGGCUGGUACACAGUAGCCACAUGGUUCACAAAAUCACGGAGAUGGUUUUGCUGAAAAUACCUGUCAAUACCACUUUUUGAAGACUAUAACACAAGAACAACCUGAUUUUGGAUGACAGUCAUGUCCCAUUCUAAGGAUCUCAAGGACGACUUCCACAGUGACACUGUGCUUUCCAUUUUAAAUGAACAGCGCAUUCGGGGCAUUUUAUGUGAUGUCACCAUCAUUGUGGAAGAUACCAAAUUUAAAGCCCAUAGUAAUGUGCUGGCGGCUUCAAGCCUUUACUUUAAAAACAUUUUCUGGAGUCGUACUAUCUGUAUUUCAGGUCAUGUUCUGGAGUUAGAUGAUCUCAAAGCUGAAGUGUUUACAGAAAUACUGAAUUACAUCUACAGUUCCACAGUAGUUGUCAAGAGGCAGGAGACUGUAACGGACCUUGCAGCUGCAGGGAAAAAACUGGGAAUAUCAUUCCUAGAAGAUCUUACAGAUGUUAAUUUUUCAAGCUCCCCGUGCCCCUACGCAUACUGUGUUAAUGAAAAAGGGACUGUCAAAGAGGAAAAACAUGAAAAGAGACAUGAAGACUCCUCUGUGACAAAUGGACCACGCAUUACAAAUGCAUUCUCAAUCUUUGAAACAGAAAACAGUUUGUUUUCUCCGCUUGAUUUGAGGGCAAGCUUUAAAAAGGCAUCUGAGACAAUACAAGCUCCCAGCAUCAGCCUUGACAGAAGCGAUGUCUGCAAAGAUGCUGAGCCAGCCAGUACACUGGCUGAACACUCCUAUGCAGUUUCUUCUGGGGGAGACACUUUUCAAGGACCACCCUUUCUUGAGCAGGACAGGAGCCCUUCGUACAAUGUGGGUGAAGACCACUAUGAAAAUGUCCAAGCCACACCACUUGUUCAGCCGGGAAAACAAGCAUGUAAUACUCCUAAAACAGCUUUUAAGCCCCAAGGUACUGGUUUGGCUAUAGCAAAAGUACCUGCCUCUACAGUAACCACUACAGAAGCUCAACAAGAAGCAGUUACUGAUCAGACAAUUACUUCCCUUCCAAAACCUCAGAAUAAAGCAGGAGAUUUGCAUUUAUCAAGAGAAGAGGAAAACAAUUCUGCUAACGCCUCUGGAUCUGUGGCGACUGUCGUUCCGCCCGUUUACAAUUGUCACUCUUGUGCAGAAUCAUUCAAUGACAGGGCGUUACUGACUACUCAUCUUCAACUCCAUUCAGAGCAUCAGGAAACUUUAAUAUGCAAAUACUGCAGCAAACAAUUUGCAAAUCUAAAUAUACUGGAAAGCCAUGAGCAAGUCUGCAUGAGAUCAAGUGGCUUACCAGUUCAUAAUGGAAACGAACAAAAUUUAGAGGAUAACUAUACUGCUGCGGAUGGAAGGAAUGGGAGUUCAUAUGCAAAUGCAGAGCCUCUAUUGUCUGAGAACAGCAUCACUGAUUAUUCUAAUGCAAACCGCACUUUACCAGAAACAGAUCAUUUGGUUAAAGUCGUUGAUGGGCAGAUAUUAUAUACUUGCGUUGUCUGCAAGCGUAGCUAUGUAACAUUGUCUAGCCUUCGAAGACACGCAAAUGUGCAUUCAUGGAGAAGAACAUAUCCUUGUCACUAUUGCAAUAAAGUAUUCGCAUUAGCUGAGUAUCGCACCAGACAUGAGAUCUGGCACACGGGAGAAAGACGGUAUCAGUGCAUUUUCUGUCUGGAGACUUUUAUGACUUACUAUAUACUAAAAAAUCAUCAGAAGUCUUUCCAUGCAAUUGACCAUCGCCUCUCAGUUAAUAAAAAGACAGCCAAUGGAGGCUUGAAACCAAGUAUGUACCCAUACAAACUUUAUCGACUCUUACCUAUGAAAUGCAGGCGACUACCUUAUAAGUCUUACCGAAAUUCUUCAUAUGAAAAUGUUCAAACAAGUAGCCAAGUUAAUGAAACUGCUUCUACUAACUGUUUUAUUCAGAGUUCUCUUAGCUCUGAGCUACCACCACUGAAUUUUCAACAUAAUAUAAUAGCAACAAACAGAACUCUUGCCUUGGAUACAUCUUCAUGUAAUGAUGCAGCAGCUUCCACAAACACUCAGAAUUCUUCCUCUUGGGGAGUAGGGAUCUUAAAUUCUGACCUGCAAAGGGACUUUUUCACAGCUGAAAAAAGAGUUUCCACUGCAGCAAGUGACUCUGCUACUCAGGAGUGUGAUUCCUCAGUUGUGUCUUUAACUAAUGUGACUGAAAACUCAACCUCUGUCAUCAGUUACAGCAGUUCUGCCCCCUCUGUUAUAAUGCACAGUAGCAGAGUUUCAUCAGUUAUAAUGCAUAGUAAAACAAUUACUUCUGUAGAAAACAAUAAGACACAAUCUUCAAAUAAUCUACCUAGUCAGUCUGUAAAUGAUGAUUGUAAAUAUGGGUCAGAUAAUUAUGGUAAGUGCAUUACAAAAUCAAAAACUAUUAAGGAUAAAAAGAAAACGCUGCUGUACAACAGAGCAGAAGCAACUGAGGAUUCACAGCAUAUCACAGGAUCUGGAGGGUCAUCUAGCAAAACAAUAAAUACCGUCCAAGAAUCAAGUAAGACUGAAACAUAUAUUGCAAAGCCUGCCCUACCUGGAACAUCUACUGACAGCAAUGUUGCACCUCUUUGCCAAAUAACGGUAAAAAUUGGUAAUGAGGCUAUUGUAAAAAGACAUAUAUUAGGAUCUAAGCUGUUUUGUAAAAGGGGCCGAAAAUCUAAACAUGAGUCCAAACAGGACAAUCUAAAUGAGGAAUCAGAAAUGGAGGUGAAAGAAAGAAGCCCAUCUAGGCUUUAUAGCUCAGAAUGCCUGGAGCCAACAGAAAUGUGUGAUGAUGUAAGUGACCAGGACUCCAGCGAUAAACCCUGGAGACCCUAUUAUAAUUACAAACCAAAAAAGAAAUCCAAACAGCUAAGAAAAAUGAAAAAGACCAAAUGGAGGAAAAAGCAUGGAAGCAAGAACACAAUUAUGGAAAGCCACAACACAAGCAGUAGAGAAUACGCACUCAGGAAUGCUCCUGAGGAAAAGGCAGUCAGUCAAGAAGAGAACACAGAAAUGCCUAAUCUUCCUUGUGAGCUCUGUGAGAGAGAUCAGUCUUCCACUGCAGAAAGUCAAGAGCACGUACACUGGCAUGGAGCUGCCUCAAAGCCUUACGUUUGUGAAUUAUGCCAAAAGCAAUUUCAAAGUCCAUCCACUUUAAAAAUGCAUAUGAGGUGUCACACUGGGGAAAAGCCCUACACUUGCAAAACCUGUGGUAAAUGUUUCUCAGUCCUUGGAAAUCUACAGAAACAUGAACGCAUUCACCUGGGUGUCAAAGACUUUGUCUGCCAAUACUGUAAUAAGGCAUUCACUUUAAAUGAAACGCUCAAAAUACAUGAAAGAAUUCAUACUGGAGAAAAACGCUAUCACUGUCAGUUCUGCUUUCAGAGCUUCUUGUACCUUUCUACCAAAAGGAACCAUGAGCAAAGGCAUGUACGUGAGCAUAAUGGCAAAGGAUAUGCUUGCUUUCAGUGCCCCAAAAUUUGCAAGACAGCAGCUGCUCUGGGAAUGCACCAGAAGAAGCAUCUAUUCAAAAGUCCAGGUCCACAAGAUAGAAAGGAACAGUUUUGCAAUGAAAGCACUAAACUUUUGGAAAAUCCUCAUUUCCUUGGUUCAGAAGGAAGUGAGGUAAAAAAUACACAAAAUGUAACUCCAGAAGUUAUACUCUGAGUGACAGUUGUGAAGAAGAGAAAUUCAAAACUAUAUACUGGAGAAAAUAUGGAUGCAUUGAAUGGGGAAACAUCUCCAGUCAAAUUAGUACCAUUUACUAAGGUCAAAUACUUAUCUAAACGUGUCAGUAUAUGCAAAAGAAAGAAAAAUAACAGAAAAGAAAAACUAGUAUUUGCAAUAAUACAAACUUAAUAUGAAAGGCCCCAAAUUCUUUUGCCACAAUCAACUUCUAAUAUAUAUAUAGAGAGAGAAAGAAAAUAUGACCAACCACAAUCCUGCUGCUUAGCAUUACAGGAUGCUAGUCACUGAACUAUUUUACAGUGUUCUUUUUGGGUCAGAAUCGUUCUAGGCAAAAUAAAUAUGUAGGUUCACAGUGUACUCUGUAGAAGGAGUUAUUGCUGCAGAAACCAUAUAUUGCAUUUUUAAACAAAAAUUAAUAUGUUUAUAAACAAAGUAAUUGUAAUCUAGUGUAUUCUAAAGUGAACGUGGGAAAUGUUUCAUGAACUUGGGUAUGCUGAAGUACAGUUGAGUUCUGGCGUGCUUUUCUGUAGCUCAACCUUUACAAAACAUAUUCAGGGGUUUAAACCUCUUUUCCUUUCAUUUUUGUAUUUACCAUAAUAACCAUUAAGUCUUGAGUGCUUGUGUAGAAAGUAUUCCGGAUUUAUGAUAUCUCUCAGACAUGUAAUAAAGAUUAAGUAAAACUCACAAUAGCCAGUCUUCCAAACUGCAUAAAUCCCAAUAUCAGUGGCCUGGUAGAGCUAUUCAGGUGCACCUGUCUGAAGAAAAUUGCUCUCACGAAACAACCUAGUGAAAAGUAAAUCCUGUAUGUAAGCAUCCACCUCCUGGUGGGUCUGCAACUCCUGUCUUUUAUGAAUGUCAUUAUUCUUGGCAGAAGAGGAGAUUUAGACAUUGGACUUCCUCCUCAUCCUGGAAUAAUGCCUGGAUAACAAAUAACAGAGCAACUCACCAUAAAUACUUUUAUUUUUGGGAAGGGUAGGUAAAUACUCAGAUUCUUGCUUCCGUAUAUAUCCCUGAAGCAAACUCUGCGUACAAAAAGGGAUAGGGCCAGUUUAUGGGGCUUCCUGUCAUUCCCAUGCCUUAAAUACAACAUCUCACUUUCACACAUCCUUUCCUGGUUAAAUCCCAAACCAUGCCUGCACCUGGCUGCAGGCAGGCUCCCUGUCACAGUAUCCCUUUGCUCAACAGAGUGGGUGAAUAGCACAGAGGUGCCUGGCAUGGGUUGAUGGAGGAAGAGAGAGAUGUUGGUUCUUCAUCCUUCCUCAUCCUGCCACACCAAAGGGUUAGCUUCAGAGUUUGCUAAGAAUCUAGAGAGUAGGCUUCUGAAAGACAUCACUGAAAUACUGCAAGUAGUAGUAUUUUGUGAAAAUGUGAUUAACUGCGAUUAAAAGAUUAAACAAAAAACAACAAAGGGUGUAUGUCUAGAAAUUGCAUUUUAUAUGAUAGGGCUCUGUUGUAAUGUACCUGCAUUUCCAGUUAGUCAUGUAUGUUCAUCUCUGUGAAGUGUUAAAAAAUUAAGUCAGAACAAAGGUUAGUGAUCCUCGACUUCAUUCUACAUGCAGAUAUGGUAUACAGUUUGUUUACUUACUUUGUCUUCUUGAGUAUUUUAAAAGAAACUAUAGGGGUACAAUAAAACUACAAUUGAAAUGGUAAUACAGUAUUGAUUGAAGUAAUAAUAUAGUCCACUUAUUUAUUCUGUCAUUGGUGAAUGCUGUGAACCCCAUGAGAAAUUCUGGGUUCAUGGCAGCUUUGGUUCCAUUUAAAUAAGGAUAAUAGAAGAAUAAACACAGGAAAGUAUGACGAUCUUUUAAAGAAAGUACACAGGAAUAUCUGCAAAGUGGACUUGUAUGAUGAUAAUUAUAGACCAAAGCAAAUAAGGUAGAAUAUUUAUAAAUAUAAAGAUAAUUUUACAAAUAUUUUAUAUAACUGUAUAGUUCAUAAGAAAAAUAUUGAUAGCUUGUGUUAGGUUUGGGGGGUUUGUAUAUUUUGAUAAAACCACAAUGACUUUGUAACUCUGUAUAUUCUCUACAGUUUAUAGCAAAGCAGUUUUAAGAUGGCAAUGUCAUGUUUAUAGUUCAAUUGUGGCACUUUUAUUACAAGUAACAUGUUGCAGUAAUGAGUCAAGUAUUAAUGACCAAAUUAGAAUUAAAGUAAGCGUAGGAGAAGGUAAACUAUAUGUUGUCAAAGACUGUCAUUUGCUACAUAAUCACAUCUGUAUUUUUGUUUAGAAGAAAAUAUUAAAUGCAGAUGUUAAGGAUUGAUAAAGAGUCUAAUUUUAUUUUUAGAAAGAGUGAUUAUAACUCUGUUUUUGCUUAAUUAAAAUAACAUCUUCCUCUU